AUGAUGCAGUGGUGGUUGGUGGGUGUCUCUUGGACACUUUUCGCUACUACUGCAAAGAGCUGGCCGUACGACCCAGCACUGGUAGGGUACAAUCUCAACGAGAACAAGACUGCAACAAAUCCUGCCGACUAUUGGGGAGAAUGGGAAAAUCACAAAUACCACCCGUCACCGGAUAACUGGCGUUUCCCAUUUUACACCUUGUUCCUCGAUCGAUGGGUUAAUGGAGACCCAACAAAUGACAACAUCAACGGCACUACGUUCGAACAUGACUUGAACUCGAACCAAAUGCGGCACGGAGGAGAUGUUCGAGGCCUAGUUGACAGUUUAGAUUAUCUCCAAGGUAUGGGGAUAAAGGGAAUAUAUCUUGCCGGAACGAUUCUCAUGAAUCAGCCGUGGGGCUCGGACGGUUACUCGGCACUUGAUACCACCCUUCUCGAUCAACAUUUUGGAGAUAUUGAAACAGUCAGGAACGCUAUCACGGAAAUUCACAACCGGGGCAUGUAUGUGCUCAUGGAUAACACUGUGGCAACCUUGGGAGACCUUAUCGGCUUCGUAGGAUUUCUGAACGAAACGACUCCAUUUACUACCCAAGAGCAUCAAGUAAUCUGGAAGUCAAGUCGUCGUUACGUGGAUUUCAACAUCGGCAACACUUAUAAUGAGACCUGUGAUUAUCCAAGGUUUUGGUGGGAAGACGGUUUCCCUGUCGGCACUGAUGUGACCGACCAGUUGAAGGGCUGUUACGAUAGUGACUUCGACCAAUACGGUGAUAUCGAAGCAUUUGGCGUGUACCCUGACUGGCAACGUCAGCUCGCCAAAUUCGCUUCAGUGCAAGACCGGUUGCGUGAAUGGAUUCCUUCUGUCAGACAGAGAUUAAUGAGACAUUCAUGUAUGGUGAUAGCCCAACUUGACAUCGAUGGUUUCCGAUAUGACAAAGCGCUCCAGGUGACUGUCGACGCGUUAGCGGACAUGAGUGAGUACUAUCGCGAGUGUGCCAGAAAGCUAGGCAAGCAUAAUUUCUUUCUACCUGGCGAAAUCACUGGUGGAAAUACUCUCGGGUCUAUCUAUCUUGGCCGCGGGAGGCAACCAAACAUGCGGCCUGAGACAUUGGAGAUUGCUGUGAAAUUGACAAAUCGUUCGAGCGAACAAUAUUUUAUUCGGCCAGAAGGGAAAGUUGCAUUAGAUGCUGGUGCAUUUCACUAUUCAGUCUAUCGUACUUUGACACGAUUUCUGGGUAUGGACGGUAACCUUGCCGCGGGUUUUGAUACUCCAGUUAACUGGGUAGAUAUGUGGUACGAAAUGCUCCUCACCAAUGAUUUUCUCAAUGUCGACGGAAGAAUAGAUCCCCGCCAUAUGUUCGGUGCAACAAAUCAGGAUGUAUUCCGCUGGCCUACUAUUAGAGAAGGGACGGAGCGAAUGCUGUUAGCGUUCUUUAUUACAACGCUUCACCUUCCAGGAAUCCCGCUCCUCCUUUGGGGUGAGGAGCAAGCAUUGUAUGUGUUAGACAACACUGCUCGAAAUUAUAUCUUCGGCCGACAACCAAUGUCUCCAGCAACAGCUUGGCAAACUCACGGUUGCUAUGUGCUUGGCUCCGAACAGUACUUUCAAUGGCCCAUUGAAUCUGGUAAAAAUGGUUGCCAUGACGAUACCGUCGGCUAUGACCACAGAGAUCCGUCUCAUCCAGUUCGCAAUAUUUUGAAAACCAUGUAUCAGAUGAGGGAGCACUUUACCACUUUGAAUGAUGGAUGGUUUGUCCAGCAUCUCUCAAACCAGACAUGGCAAGUAUUUCUUCCUGGUUCGAACAAUACACCGACGGAAACUGGAAUGUGGUCCAUUCAUCGUAGCCACUUCGAGGGUGUUCAAGAAUUUGGCACUACGGGAAACCAGCCUGUUUGGUUGGUGUACCAAAACUUCAACGAAACCCGCAGAUACCAAUUCGACUGCUCCGAUAAUGAUACGGCUCUCAUUUCUUCCUUUGAUGCCGGCACUACUGUCAAAAAUUUGUUCUAUCCGUUUGAAGAACUUACUUUAAAAGCAGGUCCCAAGAAGUUGGGAUUCGAAGGCUCUAGUGAGUUCAAUGGAUGUGUUGAAAGUCUGGAGCUCAAGCCAUGGGAUUUCAAAGCCUUUGUUCCUAUGGAUAAGUUCGUUCCACCACGGCCUAUGGUGACGCAGUUUACGCCAGGACAUGAUGCUCGUCUGCUCUCGACUGUUGCCCCCGAUAAACCUGAAACCAUCACCGUUGAACUAUACUAUUCUGAAGAGAUGAGUUGUAAUAGCGUGACCAGAAGCAUUUCGUUCAAUUCAACUACGGAUAAUCGUCAAAUGCCAACUAUAGAUCUGCGCAGCGUCAACUGUACGACUGUGACUCCUCCACCUGUGCAAUAUGUCGGCCAAGUCCCAAACGCAUGGAGAUGGUCAGCAGAUCUUCUCAAUGUUUAUAAUGGUAUUCAUCAAUUAACCAUCACGAAUGCGACGAGUGUGGAUGGACUUAGGAACACGGCAUCCGUAGAUCAUUUCCUUUUCCGUGUUGGGCAGGCGGAUAAUCCUAUGGUUUUCACCCGCUCAGCAAAUUACUCCUCAAAUUUGCUACAUAGGGAUGCCGAAGGCAAUCUAUACGUAUCCCAUCAUGCUCCUGGAGCAGACCUCUAUCGGUAUACCUUAACCUGGGGUUCAACUUUUUCGGAAUGGUUACCUUACACUGGGGGCAAUACCACUCUCGAACGUCAGCCAUGGUCUGGCACUAGACUCCAAGCAUGGAAAGGCGAACAUGUUUCGGUUGAAUAUUGGAAUCGAAUGACUGGGAGUAGCUCAUAUGUCCAACAGGGUGACCUGGACUGGGAUAACGCGAAGCCACGAAGGUUUCCACAUCUCUUUUGGAGUGGUCCCUAUAAUCAAUACGGCUUCGACGCUGGUCUCAGAAACCAUAUGGUACAAGAUGAGAAAGGGAUUUGGCAUUUCACAUUCAUGACUGAGUGGCCAGCGUUAGCUCAAAUUAACGUCUGGGGAAUUAACGAAGACGGACAACCUGACCAAUCAUUCGUAAUGGGGGAUGUUAAUGGCGAUUCCGUAUUAGAUCGUCUGCCGCCUUCGUCCCUUGCUAAAACCGUCAUUAAUAUUACGUCCCCACCGCCUUUGCCUUAUCUUGCGUGGUUGAUAUCUCUGAAUGAUGGAACCCUUCGUUUUGAUUUGCAGCCAGUCGGUUCACAAUACCAUCAGCUGGUUCUAUAUAUUCUCCUUGGGGUCAUCCCAAUUUUAAGUGCUGCUGUUGGUAUAUAUGUGUUUAUGGUAUCUUUUUAUCGGGUGAAAUUUAAUCAGGUUGGCAUUAGCGACAAAAGGAGUUUCAUACCUCUCUCAAUCAGGCAGAGAUUUAGCAGGCAUGGUCUUGACGAGUCUCACGCAAUGAAUCCACUGGUUAAGCUAGCGAACAAGUCUCGGUUUUUACAAUCCACCUCUAACUUGGUGGGGGAAUCAGGUCACCGCCGGACUACUUUAAUUGCUACUCUCGAGUAUCACAUCCAGGAUUGGGGCAUCAAGAUCAAGAUUGGAGGCUUGGGUGUCAUGGCCCAACUAAUGGGGGAGCACCUGGGACACCAGGACCUGAUUUGGGUUGUUCCCUGCGUUGGCGGCGUUGAGUACCCGAUCGAUCAAGUUGCUGAACCGAUGACAGUGACCGUGCUAGGCAAGGCUUACGAAGUCCAAGUUCAGUACCAUGUUGUCAGGAAUAUCACCUACGUUCUCCUCGACGCACCCGUCUUCCGACAACAGUCCAAAGCCGAACCAUAUCCAGGGCGUAUGGAUGAUCUCGACAGCGCUAUUUACUAUUCUGCUUGGAAUCAGUGCAUUGCUUUGGCUAUCAAGAGGUUCCCGGUUGAUUUGUAUCAUAUUAAUGACUACCACGGGUCCCUCGCACCGUUAUAUCUGCUCCCUCAAACGAUACCGGCAUGUCUGUCUCUGCAUAAUGCUGAAUUCCAGGGCUCGUGGCCUAUGCGUACAAUGAAAGAGAAGGAGGAAGUCUGCUCCGUUUUCAAUCUUGACAUGGAUAUCGCGACUCGCUACGUCCAGUUCGGUGAAGUUUUCAACUUGCUGCAUGCUGGUGCUAGUUACCUCCGUCUCCACCAACAAGGCUUCGGAGCCGUGGGUGUCUCCAAGAAAUACAGCAAACGCUCCUUCAGCCGCUUUCCAAUAUUUUGGGGUCUGAAGAAAGUCGGUCAACUACCAAAUCCUGACCCCUCAGACACUGGUGAAUGGAAUAAAGAGUUGCCGAAGGAGUCCGAUAUUAGUGUUGAUCCACAAUUUGAAGCCAAUCGAGCGGAGCUCAAACGCCAAGCGCAGGAAUGGGCAGGCCUUGACCAAAAUCCUGAUGCAGACUUGCUCGUGUUUGUGGGCCGGUGGUCUAUGCAGAAAGGAGUAGAUCUCAUCGCAGAUGUCUUCCCAGCUGUCCUUGAAGCUCGUAAGAAUGUUCAAUUGAUAUGUGUCGGCCCGGUGAUCGACCUUUACGGAAAGUUUGCAGCUUUGAAACUCGACAAGAUGAUGAAGCUUUAUCCCGGGCGUGUUUUUUCUAAACCGGAGUUCACAGCUCUUCCACCGUAUAUUUUCAGCGGGGCCGAAUUUGCUCUGAUUCCGUCUAGGGAUGAACCUUUUGGAUUGGUGGCUGUCGAGUUUGGUCGAAAAGGCGCUCUCGGUAUCGGCGCUAGGGUUGGCGGGUUAGGGCAAAUGCCGGGCUGGUGGUAUACUGUUGAAUCUACAACCACUAGCCACCUUCUCAACCAGUUUAAACUGGCUAUAGACAGUGCGUUGAACUCGAAACCCGAGGUGAGAGCAAUGAUGCGUGCCAGGUCUGCGAAACAGAGGUUCCCCGUCGCACAGUGGAUCGAGGACCUAGAGAUUCUCCAGAGCACAGCAAUUAGGGUUCAUAACAAGGAAAGCUCUAAGUCGACCGGUCAGGCUAUGACUCCAUCUGGAUACAAUACUCCGGGCAUAAUGGCUUCUCCGAUUGGGCCUGGAAGCAUGACUCCUAACACUCAACUGUCUCGAUCUCGAAAUCCUAGUUAUUCAAGUCCGCAGAGAAUGAGCGUUGUUGGCCUACAACCGAAAAAUCCUGUCGUUUAUGGCAGAGAUGCUAGUCCUGGACCUGAUAUUGAAAAUGAAAUUACGCCACAAGGUCUCAGCAGCAAGGUAUCCCUUGGUGUGCGAUCUGGCCCGGGCCAUUCUGAAGUUGCUACAGGUCGCGGUCGCCGGAACUUACGAAAGAACGGAGUCACAACAGAAUCAACCGAGAAUGUACCUGAACAUGAAUUUGAGCGUCCUGGCAUGCCAGGGGCAACUGAUGUCGAGGAUGAAAGUGACGAUGACACUCUUGCAACAUUUUUUGGCGAUGACGAAUACACACUGAACCAAGAACAUGGAGAGUCGGGGCAAGGAAACCAAUUAUGUCCUCCAAACCUCAAUGAGCCAAAGCCUCUCUAUUCCAUGGGGCCUCCGUCGCCUACUGCCAGAGAAAGCUUCAUCUUACCUUCUCGUCCAUUCGCUGAUUCUGGAAACCGUCUCAGCUCUGUCUCAUCUCUUUCUUUGGGAUCGGUUGUUGGCGGGAAGACUGAUUUCAAACUCCAAAAAGUGGACCCAUUCUUUACCGAUAGCAACGGGGAGUUCUACAGAGCUUUUGAUAAGAAAUUGGAGGAGCUGAAUGGGCACAACUCAGAGUCCGAUCUAUGCAUUGAAGAGUACUUGGUGAAAAGCGAAAAGAAAUGGUACAAUCGCUUUAGGGAUGCCCGGUUAGGUCGCAAGCAGGAUAAACCUUCGUCAAUUUUCCGUGUCAAACGCGUUGGCGUCUCGCCCGCUCCCUCUGAAUAUGGUGAAGAUAUUGACUCUCGGGAGAGCGAUUGUGGGAAAGACUGCGAUGAAUUCCUGCUGGGUAGAGAUUAUGUGCCUCCUACUGGCCUCAGGAAAUGGAUGCAACUCCGAAUCGGCGACUGGCCCAUUUAUUCAUUUUUCCUUGCUUUUGGCCAGAUCAUCGCGGCGAACUCGUACCAGAUCACACUGCUUACGGGUGAAGUUGGUCAGACCGCUACGAAACUCUAUGGUAUCGCGACAACGUACCUCAUCUCCUCCAUUAUUUGGUGGUUUAUUUUCCGCUGGUUUAAACCUAUUGUCUCUCUGUCUCUUCCCUUCUUCUUUUAUGGCUUGGCUUUCAUUUUCAUCGGAUUUGCUCAUUAUGCUCCUACGGGUUACGGUGUUGGUUGGGUCCAGAACGUUGCAUCCGGAUUAUACGCGACGGCAUCAUCGAGCGGCUCUAUCUUCUUUGGCCUAAACUUCGGUGAUGAGACCAGAGCGCCUGUGAAAGACUGGGUAUUCCGUGCUUGUGUCAUACAAGGCACUCAGCAGAUAUACGUAGUUGCUCUCUGGUAUUGGGGCUCAACGUUGACUAAGAGUAUCGCUGAAGGCGUUGUUGAUGUUGCCCCAAUCGCGAGGACAUGGAAGAUGACUGCAAUUGCUGGUCCAAUUGGGUUGUUCCUUUGGGCAAUUGGGCUUCUUUUGUUCUUUGGACUUCCCACUUUCUAUCGUCAAAUUCCAGGAAAGGUCCCAUCGUUUUACAAAUCCCUCCUCCGUCGCAGAAUUGUGACCUGGUUUUUCGUUACCGUGGCCAUUCAGAAUUUUUUCCUCAGUGCUCCAUAUGGUCGAAAUUGGUCCUUCCUUUGGAGUUCCCAGCAUGCGAAACCGUGGCAUAUUGUACUUCUCGUCUUCCUGUUUUUCGUGGUGGUCUGGGUAGUUUUGCUUGGCUUCUUGAGUUACCUGUCUAAGGACCACAGCUGGAUAAUGCCGUUGUUUGCAAUUGGACUUGGGGCACCUCGAUGGGCACAGAUCUGGUGGGGCACCAGUGGAAUUGGCCAGCACGUUCCCUGGGCGCACGGCUACGUAGCUGGAGCCCUAGUAUCCAGAAGCCUGUGGCUUUGGCUGGGAGUUCUGGAUGCAAUGCAAGGAGUCGGAUUCGGCAUGAUCCUCUUGCAAACGCUAACUCGUUUCCACAUCUGUUUUACCCUGCUUGCAGCCCAAGCUCUUGGCUCCAUCGCAACUAUCUGCGCUCGUACCUUCUCACCUAACAAGAUUGGACCAGGUGAUAUUCAUCCUGAUAUAUCUGGAGGAAUCAGUGCUAUUUGGACUGCCUGGUUUUGGAUAUGCCUAUUUUUCCAGCUGGCUAUAUGUGCCGGAUUUUAUACGUUUUUCCGAAAAGAGCAGCUCAGCAAACCUUAA
Paracoccidioides lutzii Pb01 is the source of this 7245-nucleotide messenger RNA. Its product is annotated as cell wall alpha-1,3-glucan synthase mok11. Gene Ontology annotation, biological process: fungal-type cell wall (1->3)-alpha-glucan biosynthetic process. The transcript is spliced from 8 exons. Bases 1 to 7245 code for a protein of 2414 amino acids. Gene Ontology annotation, molecular function: alpha-1,3-glucan synthase activity. Gene Ontology annotation, cellular component: fungal-type cell wall. The record is from RefSeq and is a predicted model, not a curated record.